AUGCUGCAUUGCGUUCCGCGCGGAGAUCGCAAAACCGAGGCUCCCUGUCACGUGUCGCGGCUCCACGAGGGAAUCGUGACCUCGGUGGACGCCGCCUGCUUCGAGGGCGUUUCGCUGGUGAUCUCGGGGGGCUCGGACCACUCCGUAAUUCUCUACAAGCUGGAGAAAGCCUCGCUGCGGUGCCAGUGGACGGCGAAAGAGGCGCACGAGUCGGUGGUGACGGGCGUGAUGCUGGGCGUGGGGAUGGGGAUGGGGAUGGCGUACUCGGUGGGAAGGGACGGCGUGUUGGUGGUGUGGAACGAGGAGAACGGCGAGGUUGUGGGGCGGCUGCGGCACCAUCGAGCGAAGAUCGUGGGGCUGUGCCAGUCGCCGGAUGGGCGGUUUGUGGCGACGGCAGCGGCGGAUCGGAGCGUGUUUGUGUAUGAUGUGAGCAAGAAAAUGAAGUGCGUGGAGAGGAUUGAGACGGAGGAGGAGCCGUCGGCGCUGUCGUUCUUGAACGGGUCGAUCGUUUGCGGGUUUGUGUCGGGGAAUGUGAAGCUGUGGAGCGUGUCCGGACUGCUGCAGUAGUGGUCAUGGAGUGUAUCUUUGCGU
This is a messenger RNA of Blastocystis hominis, 591 nucleotides long. RefSeq lists its product as hypothetical. Gene Ontology annotation, molecular function: protein binding. The transcript has a single exon. NCBI's taxonomy places the organism in Eukaryota, Bigyra, Opalinata, Blastocystidae. Bases 1 to 567 code for a protein of 188 amino acids. The record is from RefSeq and is a predicted model, not a curated record.